Messenger RNA from Durusdinium trenchii, 2701 nucleotides. Lineage: Eukaryota; Dinophyceae; Suessiales; Symbiodiniaceae. The record is from the annotation of a GenBank genome assembly.
UGUACCUCCAACGUGUGCCCGCACUUCUUGGGUGGUUCGCGGCAGUCGCCAUGGCCGUGCCAACUGUGCCCAGGGUGAGGCUUUCAGAUUUGUCCCCGACGGAGAAGGAGCGAAUGCUGUCCUUCUUGGUGGCCAACCAGGUGGACUUCAAGCCCGACUUGUCGGGCAACUUCAGUGCCACCGUGAAGAUUCUCCCGCCGCCGGAGGGAAGGGGGAGAGAGUCCAGUCGAGUCGAGAGUCCAGUCGGUCGCCGCGGCCUAUGAGAUCGACCAUGAUCGACCUAGACAGGAUGGACCCCAUGGGGUCCAGAAGGGUCGGUGAAGGGAAGGGGAGUCAACUGCGCGUCUCUUUUGACCAUCCAUGUGACCAUGAUUGGAAGGGGAGUAAACGGAGUAAACUUCGAAAGAAACACCUCAUGGACGAAGUGCUUAAACUCAGGGCGCGUGGAGCCUUUGAAAGACCGCCAUCGGCAAACUUCAUCCAGUCACGGACAAGACCUUGAUGCACCAGGUCAAUGGCCUCCGGGUCGGUGGCUUCUCCAAAACCUAACCAUGAUUUGGUCACGGCGGUCGGUGGGUUAAUAGCUUCUGAAGGAUCAACUGCCAGGCCAAGAGCAAGGGGGCCGCAGAUCCAAGAAGCGGCUCAGUCAGACAAGGUGAGCGGUGCGCCCAAGCUGAAGAGCGCUACACCGUCUUCACAGAUGGCUGGCUGGGAGCCCUCCACGAGCAGCACUCCAGAAGCGCGGGAGGAACCCAAGAAACCGGACCCGCUGGCUGCAGCCGCCAACGCUGCAGUGGCGGAGCUCAAGACACGGUUCAAGACCUUCACUGGCUUGUUGCCCAGCGCCACCCAGCCUCCAAAGACGAUGAUCAAGGCAGAGCUUGUGAGCUUCAUCGAGGAGGUCUACACGGCCCGAUACAACCAGGACCUAAUGCAGGUCCAGCAACAUGCGGAGGCCGAGGCGCUGCUGCCCACUGACUUGACCACCUUCCCACAGUCCGUGUUGACGGUGGUGGGGAAACGCUACGGCUUGCGACAAAUGGUGGGCCAGGUGUGCUGGAGUCUCACGAAGAGCGUGGACGAGGUGCGCUCGGCGCACCAGGGCGUCGAGACCUUCGCCCGGUUCCUGGAGGAGUCAUACGACGCGGUGGACUUGCUCUUCUACCUGGAGAUGCGCUGGGCCGCGCGUCAGAUGACGAUGCCACGGGGCGUUUGGACCAGCUGGCGAAAGACGCCCCAGGUCUUCACAGGCCCUCACCAGCGGGCCUUGGCAUCCAAGACCACCUGCCCGAACAACAAGCCGCCGCUCACGCUCAAGCAGGCUUUGGCAGCGGUGCGCGAGGGCAUUGAUCCCGAGGCACCUGAGGCGCUGAAGGCCAAGAUCUUCAGUCGGCUGAAAGCCGAGAACGGAGGCGAUAGCACCUUCGACUGGGAUCAUUUCCUCUCCAUUUGCACCCAGGAGUUCCGUAAGGCGCGCUCCAUCGCCGUACCCAAGCAGGUGCAAGGCUUUGCGCAGCAAAUCCGUGAGAGGUGGCAGCUCAGUGUGCCAGAUGCCUUCGAGAAGUUCGAGAGAACUGGAAGUGGGCUGCUCCGUGGAGAUGCCUUCAAAGAGGUUUGUGAGGAAUUAGGCUUAACACCCACGAACGCAGAGGAUGUUUGGUGUCUCCUAGACGUGGAGAAGAAGGGCUACGUCGAGAAGGAGGCUUGGAAUGUCCUGGAUGUGCAUGACGAGGCCGAUCAGGGCAACGACGAGGAACUGGUCUACCCCCCGGUCUACCCUCCCGGCUGGGACGACCAGCUGUCGCCGGAGGAGUCCGAAGCCAUCCAGCAGGAGGCCCGCGAGGUGGCCCGACGCUUGCUCAGCAGCUUGGAGGAGCACGAGGAGGUGAAGCCCAGCGAGGUCCUCGGUUGGGCCCUGCGCAGCGUGCUGCAGCGCAAGGGCCAUGACCUGCAAAGGGGGGCGCGGGACGAGCAACGAGGCUUCGCUCCCCAGCGGUCGGGCCAGGAGGUGUCUCAGAGCGGCGAUCCGCGCUCUGCGUGGACGACCGGGGCGCCAACUGCAUCGGACGGAGGAGAUGCCGAGAGGAGUUUGGAGGACACGGUGCGAGAGCAUUUGGCCGCUGCAACCAACCAACUGGUUGAUGAGGGCUUGCAGGAGGCCGGAGGCACGUGGACCAAGGAGAUGGCGCCCGUGAAGGAGGCCCUUUUGGAGGAGUUCAUGAUGGUCACCGAUGCACUCAUGGAAGCCUUGGUCAUCGGAGACCUGGACGCGUGGCUCCAGCAGUUGCACAUUGAGGAAGCCGAUGCGGAACAGCACAAACACUUCCAGGAGCUGGCAGCGGAAUUUCAAGAGCUCUUGACCGCGGACGAGGCCUCUGAGGAGCAGCUGGUUUCGCGUGUUUGUGCAGCCACCACCAGCUUUCAAGAGCUGAAGGUCUUGUGUCGUGUGCGAGCAGAUGAGCUGCUGCAGGAGCACGGCGUGGGAGGAACUCCUCCCCAGCACGAGCACCAAGCGGUGAUCUCGUCGGAGCCCACAGGUGACUCCACCCAGGCCGAAGGCGCCGAAGGCCUGGAGAUCCCCGAGGCCUUUUGAGGCGUUGCUCGUGGCCGGGACCUGGUUGACGGCCUUUUUCGUGCAUGUUGCUGAGCAAGCCGAUGACACAGUUGCUGGGAGGUUCUCGAAAAAGUGAGGAACUGAGGG